GUGUGAGAGAGAGAGAGAGAGAGAGAGAGAGAGAGAGAGUGCGUGCGCGGGUGCGUGCAUCGUCCCGAGGAGUGAAAAUCGCUGGUACCCCUGGCUGCAUGAGAGCACGACAGGAUGAGACGAGGAAGCGUCACGACAUACGUGGACGAUGGUCGCCGGCACUCUGCGGGAAUGGUGACGCCGGAAUACCGCAGCAACAAUAGGCAGGAAUUCACCGUGAACGACAUUGACUACGAGAGAACGGGUGGCUGCUUCGUCUCGUACAGGAAAAUCGCCUUCGCCUUCGUCUUCUUCCUCGCGUUUGUCAUCGCCGCCGCCUUCAUCGGCGUCUACAUUGGAUCGCCGCCGGACAAAGCUUUACAAGAUGUACUGGCUGUACUGUCCAACGAUGAGGAGCUGCCUGAGAAAUAUGUUCUCUCUUCGUCUAUCCAACCCGUGCGUUACAAUAUCAAGCUCGCGCCAAUACCGGAAACCGAGGAGGGUCACGUUAAGCUCCAGGGACGCGUCAUCAUAGACUUUCAGCAGAAUGGGAUUAGCGGCCCAAAUCAACUUGUCCUCAAUUCCAAGCAUCUGACGUACAAAAGCUGUCGUCUUUUAAUCCACGACAAGAUGGAAAAUUCCACCUCCAAUCAGCCGUCGGCCUCGAGGAGACGCAAGCGGGACACGGAGGACGUGAAAAAUGAUACAACAGCCACUACAGUUGGAAAUGAGACGGUUGUCACGACGAUUGCUACCACUACUCUGCCAACCGUAUUAAAUGACACCGUCAAAGCUGUUGAGAAUACAACGCAACAUCCACAAAUAGAGAAAAAUCGUCUGUUCGAAUUACCCCUUAGCAAAACUGAAUUGAAAAUCAGUGCAAAUAAAACCGAUGCAAAUGGAUCUAUAUACGUAAUUUUCCUUGAAAAAUCGUUACAGAAGGGAAAUUAUUCGUUAGAAAUCGAUUACGAAGCUACGGUGGAUGACAGAGUUUUAUAUACGAGGAAUAUAAAGAAGAAUAAUUCUAGCAAGCCGGUUAUAGUGUCAAUGCUGAAGCCCACCAAUGCUCCUCGUCUCUUUCCAACCUUUGAUGAGACGAGGCUGAAAGCAAGUUUUGAACUGAAUCUGUUACAUUCCAAUGACCUGAAAGCCCUUUCGAAUAUGCCCUUGAUCAAUUCAAGCGACUCAAAUGGAAUCAUGGAUAACACGGACAAUCUAACAGUCGACAUAUUUGGCGAGACGCAAACGAUGUCGGCCCACAAUUUUGUCUUUGUCAUUGGAAAUUUUGAGUUCCUGGGCGAGGUUCCGAUCGACGAGACGCCGUUACUGAAGAAACAAGUCAUCGGUUAUUGGGGCGACGCUGAACACAAAACUCAGGAUUUCUAUUUGCGAGAUAAAAUCUCGCCUAUAGUAACAGCAUACGCGGAAUUAUUUCAAGGCUUAGCUCGGCCAACUAAAAAUCUCAGUCUUGUCGCAAUGCCUGUAGACUUUGACGGCCUCUCGGCACCUGGAUUGAUCAUUAUCAAGGAAUCGCUUUUUUACGCUGCGGCUAGUUCCCCAUCCUUCUUGAAAACUAAAGCUUUAGUGAGCUUGAUCGGAUUUUUUGGUCAGCAGUGGCUCGGCGGUUUGGCUGAAGCGAAGAAUUGGACCGACGCUUGGUUCAUCGAGGGCUCUAUUUUAUAUUUACAGUACGCCCUCAUUGACAAGAUUGAUCCGAAUCUCGAGGUAUCCAAAGACUUUUUAAUAGACGUUCAGUUGGAAGCUAUGGAAAACGAUGGUUAUUUUCUAUCAAAGGCUCUGGAUUCAAAAAUUGAUCGGACUUACAUCGAAGCCUUCGAUUUGUUUGACAAUUAUCGAAAAGGUGCAUGCCUGAUAAGCAUGUUGAAUGACGUCUUAAAUGGAAAUUCCUUUAGGAGCGGCUACGCUGAAUUUCUUCGCCGGUGGAGUCGAUCCAAUUCAGAUUCUGAUGAGUUUUUGCAUGCACUUGUCGGAAAUAUGACGACCGAGGUUGAAUCUACAAAUAUGACGAAAGCCUUUACCAGCUGGACUCGACAGCCCGGUUAUCCUUUGGUAAAUGUUACGUGGAUUCACGAGAAUAGCACGGUUGUUAUACGGCAGGGGAAGUUCAAUUUCGACGAACUGUGGAACAAGGAGAAACGCUCGACUAGUACAGAUUUGUGGUGGCUGCCUCUCACAUAUGUGACUUCCGAGGGCAAUUGGUUGAAACCAACAACCAUCUGGAUGAAGGGCACGAACGAACUUACGCUAAAAAAUAUUCCAUACACCGGUAACAACUCUUGGAUUAUUGUCAACGUGAACAGGACCGGCUACUUCCGUGUGAACUAUGACGCGGCAAACUGGCGCUCGAUCAUCGACAUUCUGCGCACGAAACACGACGACAUCCCCAUGGCGACAAGGACUUCUCUCGUCGACGAUGCUCUCAGUCUCGCCCGUCAGGGCAGCAUCUCCUACGAGUUGGCCUUCGAGCUCAUCACCUACCUGGGUCCCCAUGAGCGUAAUUACGGACCCUGGGCCGCGUUUGCGAGGCACGCAAGACAAUUGGAUUUUGCUCUCUACGAGACCAUCGCCUAUCCGAAUUAUCAGAAGUUCAUGCGAAAUCUCGUAGCAACUCUAUUUGACGAAAUGGAAGCAAAGAUCGACGAAGGCACAGCUUUGGCAAUGUUAUCUGUGCGAUUAGCUUGUACGUAUGAAUACAAGAAGUGCACCACCUGGGGUCGAAACAAAUGGGAUGAUCUAUUUAAAAAUAACAAUGAGAACACAUUAUUAAAACAUGUCCGCGAGACGGUUUACUGUAGCGGGGCACGAGGAGGAGGUCCAGAAGAAUUAUCAUAUUUAAUGCAAAAAAGCGAGGAGGCGACCGACAUGGACGAGAGGAGCAGAUUAUUAUCAGCUUUCGGCUGCUUUCAGAGUCCCUGGAUUUUAAAAAAAAUACUAGUCGAAGUUCUGAGAACCAAUAAAUAUUCACAUAGUGAUGUCAAGGUAAUAUUACAAUCGUACGCAAAAAAUCCAGCAGCAGCUCAAACAACCAGCAGAUUUAUUCAAGAACAAUGGACACAAAUAGUGCAAAGAUUUUCUAAUUCGUAUUGGAUAAUGAAAGCGUUUGUCGAAGCUGCGACGAAAUUCCUCUUUACCGAGAUUGACUUACACGAGUUUAAUGUCUUCAGAGAUAAAAACAUCGAUAGCUUGAAGAUGGUUGGUCAUUGGGUUGCACUUAAUGAGAUAAAAGCGUUCUCUUGGAUCUACAGAUUAAAAGAAUCCACUGAAAAUAUUCAGAAUUGGCUGAAGAGUCAUACGAAUUCAACCGUGUAACGCACGCUAUAGAUCUUUGUUUCAUGGUACUCUUAAGGAAAUUAAAUAGCUCGCGUGUUUGUGGAUUUUUUAAUUUCUCGUUUCGAAAAACGCUCGAAAGCUCGAUAGAUUAAUUGUAGAUCAAGUAACACCGAUAUUAAAUAAUGUUUAUCUCGAGCUAAAAAUUCGAUUGUAAGUUGAAUGGAAAAUAUUUCUUUUAAGUUCAGACUGAAUCCUCAUUCGAUCAAAUAUAUAAUUUUUAAUAUUUGAUUUGGACAAAAAUUUAUAUAAAGUCGAGUGCAAUGUUAUUUGAAUGAGUUGAAAAGAUUUUUAAAUUCAAGUAGGAGCGCAAGUUUCAGUCUAAGGAUUUUCAAAGCACAAUACAUUUAGUAUUUAGAUGAAACUUGGCCUGUCAUAAAAUUGUUAUAUAUUUCUUAAUUUUCUAAUAAUUUAGGCAAAAUGUACUUGGACAGUAUAAAAUCUAUUUAUAUAUAUUUAUCAAUUAGAUAAUUAAGUAUGCGUGGGCUUUAGUACACCAUAAAAGUCACAUAAAUUUUGACAUUCACUUGAAAGAAAUCUGUAUUUA
This is a messenger RNA of Ceratosolen solmsi marchali, 3874 nucleotides long. RefSeq names its product aminopeptidase N. Gene Ontology annotation, cellular component: membrane; cytoplasm. The record is from RefSeq and is a predicted model, not a curated record. Lineage: Eukaryota; Metazoa; Arthropoda; Insecta; Hymenoptera; Agaonidae. The coding region runs from base 115 to 3309 and encodes 1064 amino acids. The transcript is spliced from 17 exons. Gene Ontology annotation, molecular function: metallopeptidase activity; zinc ion binding.